AAACAAUCAAGUACAGAAACAGUUUGAAACUUGAGUUUAGAGGCAGCAAUUAUUCAAUCAAUGAAAGUGUUUGCCAAUUUCUCUCGUGCAUAUAGCCAGGCAGCCGCGUGGACUCCCUUGCUUCAACUCCAACGCCUUUCACGACAACACAAAGAAAUCAAACCGUAACUGAAGUAGACCCUUUUUACUUCGGAAUAUAUCCGACGGCAAACAAUACACCUACUGUCAAAUACACCUUCUACCACUCCGGUUGGUUUUGAGAGAACAAAUAGCUGGAGCCUCGUGGGUAUGUUCAGUGAGAUCGAAACUCCAGCCGUGUAACCUCACCUCGACAGCCUUACAAACUACACCUCAACCACAACAGUGGCGCUUUACCUGUUGUCAAUACGACAUCACAACUCUUUGUGCCUGUUUUUCCAACACUUCACAACCUCAAAACUUCUCUGAUUAACCAUACGUUUUCAGAUCACCACCUUCUUUACACAAAACACCUUGUUUACCUAUCAACACUACAUCGCCAGCCAUGGUGCGAAAGCGCAUUGCCAAACCUGCGAUCCCUCCGCCAGUUGCCCCUUCCCCCAACCAAGAUCCUCAGAUCGAAGCCUUGGCGACCUUCUCAGAUACUGAUAGUCCUCUACGCGAACCUAUUCAAGCGACAGGCCCUCCAGCAACUAUGCCAACAUUCGUCCACCAAGGUCUACCUCAGGAUGUUUACAAUGUGCGAUCUAAGGAGGAGCGUGGCGAGAGCCGAGACUUGGUAUAUCGUUUUCAGAACACGCAACAAGAUAUGAAGACCUUUUUGCGCGAGCUCCAAGAAGAAGAAGAACGCUUGCGGAAGAGAAUCGAUUCGAAGAAGGCUCCUGUGCCAGUGAGUAAAUUUGAGCAAGCGGAGGGGUUGGAGAGGAAUCACGACAAGUUCCACGAGACCCAGGUCCUGAACGAUCUAAAGAAGAGAAUUGGUGCACUUACAGGCCAUAUUUCCAAUGAUGAAUUAAGCAAACUUCAUGCCAAGUUGCGGAGCAUUAUGGAACAAAUGAAAGUUACGCCUCUGAAUACCAAAGUCUUUCUGACCCACCCAGAUGGCUCGCCCAACAAAAAUGCAUUUGAAGAGGAAGCUGCUGUACAGAAGAUGCUGCAGGAAAUUCGCGAUCUUCAGGCGAACGUUUUACUUUGGGCAAAAACGGUUACCAAAGCCAAAGAACCGGCGAAGGAUGCCCGAGAGCCGGCAGAGGAGGCUAAAGAACCAGUGAGAGAAAAGAGUGACGAGGUUGAAUGGGACACCGAAGACGCUAUCCCCAAGACUGAGCCUCUUAGAAUCCGCUCUGGCCAGAGCUAUGAGUCGAUAUUGAUGCCGCCCAUGGAUACGCAGGGUCCAAAUUUGACUGCAAAUACCAAUAAUAGCUCUCCACAUACCAGAGAUGUCACCACAGAUGCCAUAUCGGUAUCCGAACCCGAUGUGAAAAGCGAACUCGAAGUGAAAAGUGAGAGGCAACAACUGGCGAUUCAGGACUUCGGAACGACUGGACGUGAGAACAUGGUCGAUGCUGUCCCGGUACCUUUACCCGCCGCCAACCCCGUCAUGUAUUCCGAUGUUUCUCAUUCCGGAAAGAACAUCGCCCUCUGGGUUGCCUUCUGGAGCGGCGACAAAAGUACUUGGGACCCUUUGCACGAGUAUCUGAUCGGAUUCCCAAAGUCGGCACGCGAUGGCGUAUGGGAAGAACAAAUGAGCUGGCUUAGAAAGGGCACAAGUGAUCCGGCUUUACCAGAUGUAUGGGUUCCCAAGCCAUUGGAUGGAGCAGCACGCUCCACUUCAAAACAGAUAGACAAGUUGGACUUGUCUCUAAGAAAGGAGAUGGUCAAUAAACAGAACAUGAAAGCAGCAGUUAAUAGCGAGCAACUCUCCAAGAAGCUCGACGUGCUCCAGAAACCGCUUCAACCUUUGGGCAACGUGGACAUCCCCCGCCAGAAAGCUGUUCGUAAUGGCCCCGCCCAAAAGCCCAACGUCCGUGCUGUUAUUCCAACUACCCAAGGCCCACGGGGUUUUGCUCGAGAUUUCUACGACCCAACAAGAGACGAGCGCCAGUUAGCGCAACAUGACACUGCGCAGCGCGAGGAUCAGCUACAGAAGCGCUCGGGCCACCUGCUCGAGCUAGGUAGCUCGCUGCUACGCCGCGAGAUGCAGCAACACGAGACCGAUGUGGCGUUAAAUCGGCGCGAGAAGGAGCAACGGGAGCUCGCUGAGCUAUUACAAAAGCGCGAGCAGAACCUAAAGAAUAGCGAGCUGGAGUGGGAGAAGCACCAGAACCAGCGACAGGCGGCCGAGGGGCUGCUGAAGCAGCGUGAAGAGCAUUUGCACAAGCGCGAGAAGCAGCGACAGGAGAUCGAUGGGCUGCUACAGAAGCUUGAGAAUAAGUUACAGGAGCGUGAGUUACAGUUGGCGGAGCGUGAGCACAGUGUGCAAACCCGCGAGGUCGAGUGGGAGAAGUACCAAGAACAACGACAGGAGAUUGAAAGGCUGUUGCAACAGCGCGAGGAGCAGUUACAAAGGCGUGAAGACCAACUGCAGACUCGUGAGAGCCUGCUACAGACUCGUGAAGAUCAGUCACUAAAACGUGAGGACAACCAGUUGACCCGCGAGACACUGUUGCAGCGCCACGAGGGUGAUAUGGAAGCUAGAAUAACCAUAACGAAGCAGGAAGCUACGGAAUUGCAGGAAAAGUUGGAGCAGCUGACCAAUGCGCGCGAAGAGCUGAAAAGGGAUACCGCGAAGCAAAAUUAUGAUAUAGGAACGCGCAUCCAGCUAGUCGGGAAACGAGAGGUAGCAGUGGCAUCUCGCGAAAAAUGCCUGGAGCAGCUCAGGAUGAGUCUGCACAACCAGUAUAAGGUGUUGAUGGAUGAACCGGAAAAGGCCUUUGCUGAUCGGGGCGGGUCAUCGACAGGGGAUUGGCCGAGUGUGCUCGAGCUGGCGGUGCAGGUCAAGAUGUACGUUGAAGCCAAGGUUCUGCAUUGGAACCAAAAUGAGACCCAAUUGGCGGAUCUUAAUAAGAUGGCUGUGGAGAUCGAGGAGGAGGCCAAGAGGGUAAUUUUCGGUGGCAGAGAGAUUAAGCUCUCAGAUGUUAAGAAGGUGACUGCAGUUCUUACGGCGAAUGACGAGAGGGACGCUGUAGUCCGUAUAGAGGCGAAGAACAAAUUUACCGGUAUUCAGGAGUGGAACGGAUGGCACGGAAAUACUUCUGCAGCCACUUCAACGAAGGACGAUGAGUCCACCGCAUGGAGCAUGUUUAAGACUGAGGAGCCUUUACCCUCCACUCUUGUCGAUGAUUGCUCUGGUAAAUGGGGAUGCGCAUGUACGUCGUGUCGCGAGCGAGACAAUAUCUGGAACAUCCACAUGCAGUCCUCUGACAAGAAUGGCGCCGGGAAACGAUGCAAAUGCAACGGAGGCUUGGGAUGUGACGGGCGUCAGGGUUGCGAAGUUUAUGGUGACGAGAACGCGAAGGCGGCCCCUCCUCAUUGUUUCGGGCUCGGCACUGGGGAGUGGGGCUGCACAUGUGGACUGUGUAGGGUUGAAGCUGAGAAGCGCGCCGCUCCCUCUUCAGCCAAGAAUACUCCCUGGAAUUGGGAUACUGGGGAUUGGUGAUGCGAAUAUGACACUGGACGCAAACACCGAACUGACGACGACGAAACCAAGCGAUUUCUAAAAUGGCAUUCUUAAGAGCCCGAGCAACAACGCGAUGAGGACAUAGCCUAGACAACUUGAAUAUCCUCAAGAACUCGAGCACCUUCGUCUGAUCUCUUCACUUUAUCACGCCCGUCCACGCAACAUCUCUGUUCUUUCUGUUCUUUUAUUUUUUUCUUCGCAACGACGAAACAUGUGCAUUUCACGACCUAUUUUUUCUUUCCUCGGGCGUCACCAACAGUGCGGCGUAACCAACAGCGCGGCGUAACAUCUUCAAACAUGAGAUGCCGGGAUGCCUUUUAUGAUCAGUCACGAUUUCCAUCUUCUUCUUCUCCUUCACUCGGCGUCAGCGCAGUGGCAUGAUCCAACACUUUCAUGGGCGGCAGAAGGACGGAAUGAGCCGGACGACGUUACACCUGCCUGCUUAUUUAGCUAGUUAUUGCGCACAGCAUUUGCCCAUAAGGCGGGAAGGAUGAAUUGACUUUCUCACCCUCUAUGCAUCCACCAUCUGAUCCUGCGAUCUCGGCCAGCCUGUCACCUAGGCAGCCAAGUGUCGUGCAUUGGUACCCAUCAUAAACCACCAAAACCCACCUAGCAAACCAUUAAAACCCCUUCUCCAUGCCGUGAAACACAUAGAAGGAUGAAAUUAACCUCCCUCCCUCCCUCCUUCCGGUCCUACAAUCUCGGUAUUUGAACGGUCCAGGCCGGUCCAGCCGUUAGACCACCACAACAUCCACAUCGCUGCAGAAAUGCGCAAGCCACAAGCCAGUAAACCAUCCCUGUCCCAUGUCGUCCCUUCUCCACCAGGGUCGCACUACAGGGUAUCCACAACCCCCCACUUACAGCCUUAGUAGAGCAGUUAGCUCAUCACCUGGCCCUGCACCACACCAGCCACCCCGUUAGCACAGACAGUACAACACAUCAAAGCAUAGGACAAAAAAUCACCGUUCCAUCCAUUCCGUCGCAAUGAGACACAAAC
Messenger RNA from Pseudogymnoascus verrucosus, 4655 nucleotides. RefSeq lists its product as uncharacterized. NCBI's taxonomy places the organism in Eukaryota, Fungi, Ascomycota, Leotiomycetes, Thelebolales, Thelebolaceae. The transcript has 3 exons. The coding region runs from base 524 to 3637 and encodes 1037 amino acids. The record is from RefSeq and is a predicted model, not a curated record.